UUUCCUUAACAUCCUUUAUAACAUAAAAAAUGGCACCUUUUUACGCAGUAAAGUCUGAUAAUGUCCUCAAGAGAGUUGAAGAACUCCAAAGUGUUGGACAAGAUGAAGCUGCAUUACAAGCUCUUCAUGAUGUAGUUCUCUCAAAGCGUUCUCGCAGUAAUCCUAUUACUGUUAUGGAACCCAUCAUGCUUAAGUAUGUUGAGCUUUGUGUUGAACUCAAGAAGGGAAAGAUGGUUAAGGAAGGUCUCCAUCAAUACCGUAACAUUGCUCAAAACACCAGUGUUAACUCUAUUGAGACCAUCAUCAACAAGAUGCUCAGUCUUGCUGAAGAGAAGGUCGCUGAAGCUCGUGCUAAGGCCGAUAAGAUCGCUGUCGAUGUCGAAGAUUUAGAAGCUUCAGAGACACCUGAGUCCAUCAUGCUCAGCACCGUUUCCGGUGAUCAAUCUAAAGAUCGUACUGAUCGUGCCGUCGUUACACCUUGGUUAAAGUUCUUGUGGGAAGCAUAUCGUACUGUUUUGGAUAUCAUGAGAAACAACUCUCGUUUAGAAAGUCUUUACAACUCUGUCACCUUAAAGGCAUUCCAAUUUUGUUUGACCUAUGAUCGUAAGACUGAAUUCCGUCGUCUUUGUGAAAUUCUUCGUAACCAUUUCCUCAACGUCGCUAAAUAUUCUCACCAACCUCAUGCCGUCAACUUGAACGAUCCCGAGACUCUUCAACAAUAUUUGGAAUCUCGUUUUGCUCAAUUAAACGCAGCUGCCGAAUUAGAAUUAUGGCAAGAAGCUUUCAAGUCUGUUGAGGAUAUUCAUACCCUCUUGACUACCAGCAAGCGUCCUCCUAAGCCUGUUAUGAUGGCCAACUACUACGAAAAGUUGACCAAGAUUUUCAUGGUUUCUGACGAUUACCUCUUCCAUUCUGCUGCUUGGAACAGAUUCUCUGCCAUUGAACGUGCUGUUAACAAGAACUUAACUGACAACCAACAAUCACACAUGGCCUCUGUUGUCCUUUUGUCCGCUCUUGCCAUUCCUAUCAUCACCACCACCAAGACUCGUCCUGGAUAUGUUGAAGCUGAUGAAUACCGUGUCCAAAAGUUGAACCGUCUUUCUAUGCUUAUGGGAUUAAACGCCCAUCCUACCCGUACCGGUUUAUUAAAGGAAGCACUCAACAAGAACAUUUUGUCUCGUGUUCGUCCUGAAAUUCGUGACUUAUACAACAUUCUCGAAGUUCAAUUCCACCCUCUUUCCAUCUGUAAAAAGAUCAACCCCAUCAUGAGCAAGUUGUCUGAAGAUAAGGAUUUAGCCAAAUAUGUUCGUCCUCUUCACCAAGUUAUCUUGACUCGUCUUUUACAACAAUUGUCUCAAGUUUAUACUACCGUCAAACUCGAUUUUGUUUUGAACUUGGCAUCUUUCCCCGCUCCUUUCAACUACGAUGCUGCUACUAUUGAAAAGUUCAUCAUGAAUGGUUGCAAGCGUGGAGAAUUAAAUAUCCGUAUUGAUCAUGCUUCUCAAAGUUUGAUCUUCGAGACCGAUUUGUUUGCUCCUCCUAAAGAUACCGUUACCGAAGGUAUUCAAUUACAAUCAUCACCCGCUGACUUAAUGCGCACACAAUUGUCUCGUCUUGGUGUCAGUAUUCAUGCUGUUGUCCAAAUGAUUGAUCCCUCUGUCAAGGAAAAUGCCGAAAAGGCUAAGCAACUCGUUGUUCAACGUGCUCUUGCUGGAGCUGAAAAAGAACACAAGCAAGCUUUGGCCCGUAAGGUUAUUAUUGAACGUCGUAAGGAAAUUAUCGAAGCCGAAAUCACUGCCAAGGAAAAGGCAAUUGCCCAAGAAAAGGCUGCUGCUGCCGCAAAGAAGGCCGAAGCUGAGAAGAAGCGUGUCGAAGAAGAUAUGAAGCGUCGUGAAGAAGAACGUAUCAAGCGUAUCCAAGAUGAGGUCCAACGUGAUCAAGCUAAGCGAAUUGCCGAAGAAAUUUCUUCCAAGACUGGUCUUCAAUUGAAGCCCGAAGAAAUUGAACAAUCUGAUGUCACAACUCUCUUAAACCUUAAGGUGUCUCGUCUCCAAACCGAACAAAAAGAAUUAAGCGACCGUCUUAAGCAAAUCUCCAAGCGUAUCGAUCAUACCGAACGUGCAUUUAGACAAGAAGAAAUUCCCCUCUUAGAAAAGGAUUAUGAGGUUCAACAAAAGACCGAUAAGGCAUUCUACGAAGCCGCAAAGAAGGCUGAACUUGCUGCCUCUAAGGCACAAUUCGAAGAAAACAUGAAGCUUAAGGCUCGUCUUUCUCGUAUUCUCGGUGAUUAUAAAACUUACAAGAGUAAGAUCGAACAAGAACGUAAGGCUGCUACCGAUGCUAAGCGUAAGGCUGCUGAUGAGGCUAUUGCUAAGGAGAAGGCCGAAAGAAUUGCUCUCUGGCGUGAAAAGAGAGAGAAGCUCCUCAAGCUCCGUGAACAAGAAGAAAUUGAAGAACGUCGCCGUGAGCAAGAAGAACGCGAAAGACGUGAAGCUGAGGAACGCGAGAAGGCCGAAAAGGAGGCCCGUAUUGCUAAGGAGAAGGAAGCCUAUGCUGAACAACAAAAGAAGAACGACGAAAUCGCUAGAAAGAUUGCUGAACGUGAGGCUGAGAUUGAACGUAAAUUACAAGCCAGCAAGGCCACACCUCCUCCUGCCAAGGCAGCUUACACUCCCCCUGGUAUGCGUACAAGUGAAGCUCCCUCUGCUGGUGGAUGGAGAAGUCGUGCUGCCGCUGCCGCUGCUGCCCCCGCUCCUGCUAGCGGUGUUGCUGCUGCCGAUAGAGAAGCACCCGCCUCUACCGGUGGAUGGAGAGGUCGUGAAGCAUCUCGUGCCCCCGCUACUCCUGAGCGUUCCGAAAACUCUGGUGCCUGGCGUAGUGUUACUCGUCCUACCAGCGAACGUCGCCCUGAAGAACGUCUUCCUCGUCGUGAAGGUGGUUUCGGCGGUGAACGUCGUGAAGGUGGUUUCGGUGGUGAACGUCGUGAAGGUGGUUUUGGUGGUGAACGUCGCGAAGGUGGUUUUGGUGGCGAACGUCGUGAAGGUGGCUUCGGCGGCGAACGUCGUGGUGAUAGCGAUCGUUACCCUCGUCGUGAGGGUGGUUUUGAACGUCGUGACGGAGCUCCUCCCGCUCGCGGUGGUGCCACUGGUGGAAGAGGUGGUGCCGGUGCCGGAUCUGCUGGCAGCGAAAGACGUUGGUAAAUUUAUCUAUAGUCUACCAUUCUCCCUUAAAAAAGUGAACCUUUUUUGUUCCAAUAAUCAAAUAAUUUUAAGCUAAAUAAAAAUUUAAAUUACAUAUAUCACUAUUCCAUUUAUAAAUAAAGGAGAUAUUAUAGGAGCAGUGUA
Mucor mucedo is the source of this 3344-nucleotide messenger RNA. RefSeq lists its product as uncharacterized. The transcript is spliced from 3 exons. Gene Ontology annotation, cellular component: multi-eIF complex; eukaryotic translation initiation factor 3 complex, eIF3e; eukaryotic translation initiation factor 3 complex, eIF3m. The record is from RefSeq and is a predicted model, not a curated record. Gene Ontology annotation, molecular function: translation initiation factor activity; mRNA binding. Lineage: Eukaryota; Fungi; Mucoromycota; Mucoromycetes; Mucorales; Mucoraceae. Gene Ontology annotation, biological process: translation reinitiation; formation of cytoplasmic translation initiation complex. The coding region runs from base 30 to 3200 and encodes 1056 amino acids.